UAAUAUAGUAUAUAUAAUACACAAAGGCAUAUUUUACAAGUAGUAAACCUCUAGACGUCUAAUAUAGAAUAUUAUGACACUAUUUAAUUAAUCUGAAAUCAAUUCAUAAAAAAGAAGGUAGUGGGGGUUAUCGUACGUGUGAUGUCACAGCUAUUUCCCUUAGUAGUUUUUACUGCCGAUUAUCAGUGACCAGUAAACAUGAACAUAAAGAAACAAAUUAAUAAACCGUGAAACGUUAUCGUUUUAUAAUCAUUAGCAUACAUGUAAAUACGCCGAGUGCCGUACAGGGUUCAUUAGACAUUGGAUUCUAAUAGCAGUCGAACGUCAUCUUCCAACCGGCUUGUAUGCGCACGGAUUUAAAACUGCUGUUACCAAAUUACCUGGAUUAAAUUUAAAAUAGAUUAUAAAAUAAUCGUAUUGUUACGAUGAUUAUCCCAAAUGUCAGUGGUUCCAUCAGGAACCAUGUCAAGACCCAGUUUAUAUCGCUCUCCUUAUCCCGAGCAAGAUAUUCUUCUCAAGUAGAGUAUAAGCCAAUCAGGAGUGUAAUGGUUGCUAACAGAGGUGAAAUUGCAAUACGUGUGUUCCGAGCAUGUAAUGAGUUAGGUAUCAAGUCUGUGGCCAUUUAUUCAGAACAAGACAAAAUGCAUAUGCACAGGCUGAAGGCUGAUGAAUCAUACUUAGUUGGAAAAGGCAAAGCUCCAGUUGAUGCAUAUCUUGAUAUACCAGAAAUAAUAAGAGUAGCAAAGGAAAAUGACGUGGAUGCUAUUCAUCCUGGUUAUGGGUUUUUGUCAGAACGAUCAGACUUUGCCCAAGCUGUUAUUGACGCAGGAAUCAGAUUUAUAGGACCAUCGCCCUAUGUAGUACAACAAAUGGGUGACAAAGUGGCAGCUAGACAAGCGGCUAUUGACGCUGGUGUGCCUAUUGUAGCUGGAACUCCUGGCCCCAUCAGAACAUCAGAUGAAGCUAUCGAGUUUUGCUUGAAACACGAUCUGCCGGUUAUUUUUAAAGCAGCUUACGGUGGUGGUGGACGAGGAAUGAGAGUCGUUAGAAAAAUGGAAGAUGUCAAAGAAAACUUCGAACGUGCUAGUUCGGAAGCCAAAGCAGCUUUCGGAGACGGUGCUAUGUUUAUCGAGAAGUUUGUUGAAAGACCACGACAUAUUGAAGUUCAACUUUUGGGUGACAAGGCCGGGAACAUAGUUCAUUUAUAUGAAAGAGAUUGUUCGGUACAACGUCGCCAUCAAAAAGUUGUCGAGCUUGCUCCAGCUCCACACUUAGAUCCAAAGGUUCGAGAUGCGAUGACUGAGCGUGCUGUUAAGUUAGCUAAGCACGUGGGGUACUCAAACGCAGGUACUGUCGAAUUUUUAGUUGAUUCUAAGGGUAACUUCUAUUUUAUUGAGGUAAAUGCGAGAUUACAAGUAGAGCACACUGUUACUGAAGAAAUAACUGGUAUCGAUUUAGUUCAAUCUCAGAUUCGAAUUGCUGAAGGUGUUACACUUCCCGAGUUAGGUUUAACUCAAGACAAAAUUAAACCACAAGGCUUUGCUAUUCAGUGCCGUGUUACCACCGAAGAUCCUGCUAAAAACUUUCAACCCGACACCGGUCGUAUCGAAGUUUUUAGAAGUGGUGAGGGUAUGGGUAUCAGAUUGGAUGGCGCCUCAGCAUUCGCUGGAGCUAUAAUUAGUCCUUACUACGACUCGUUAUUAGUUAAAGUCAUUGCACAUGCUGCCGAUUUGCAAGCAUCGUGUGCUAAGAUGAACCGAGCUCUGCGUGAGUUCCGAGUUCGCGGAGUGAAAACCAAUAUUCCAUUCCUCCUGAACGUGUUAACCAAUGAAAAAUUUGUAAAUGGAUCUGUCGAUACUUAUUUUAUCGAUGAAAAUCCACAACUGUUCACCUUAGAACCAUCUCAAAAUAGAGCUCAAAAAUUACUGAACUAUUUGGGCCAUGUUUUAGUCAAUGGCCCUCAGACUCCAUUAGCAACUAACUUGAAGCCUGCAAAUGUUUCACCUCAAGUCCCUGAAUUUCCAGCAGAUUACCUUGCACGUAUAUUAGGCAAAAACGAACCAGAUAGUCAAAACAACUCAGAUUUAACUCCACCUCAAGGAUUUAAACAAAUCCUUAACAAAGAUGGACCAAAAGGUUUUGCUAAGGCUGUUCGCGACCAUAAGGGACUUUUACUGAUGGACACAACAAUGAGGGAUGCCCAUCAGUCUCUACUGGCAACUAGAGUCAGGUCACAUGAUAUUCUUCGAAUUUCUCCAUGGGUAUCGCAAACCUUCCCUAAUUUCUACUCAUUAGAAAAUUGGGGAGGUGCCACAUUUGAUGUCGCAUUAAGAUUCUUACACGAAUGCCCGUGGCAAAGGUUAGCCGAUAUGAGGUCUGACAUUCCUAAUAUUCCAUUCCAGAUGUUGUUACGUGGCGCAAACGCAGUUGGUUACACUAACUACCCUGAUAAUGUAGUAUUCAAAUUCUGUGAUCUAGCUGUUCAAGCUGGUAUGGACGUAUUUCGGGUAUUCGACUCGCUAAACUAUCUGCCUAAUAUUAUCCUUGGUAUGGAAGCAGCUGCUAAGGCUGGGGGUGUGGUUGAAGCUGCUGUUGCAUACUCUGGAGAUGUUUCCGAUCCCUCUAAAACUAAAUACACUUUGGAGUAUUAUUUAAAUUUCGUCGACGAGCUUGUUAAAGCUGGUACACAUGUAUUAUCAAUUAAGGACAUGGCUGGUCUGUUAAAACCACGCGCUGCUACUUUGUUAAUCAGUGCUAUUCGCGCCAAAUACCCAGAUUUACCAAUCCACGUUCACACCCACGACACUAGUGGUGCCGGAGUUGCAUCUAUGUUGGCUGCGGCUUAUGCUGGCGCAGACGUUGUGGAUGUGGCUGUCGACUCAAUGUCCGGCAUGACCUCACAACCGAGUAUGGGAGCUAUUAUAGCUUCUCUGCAAGGCACUGAAUUGGACACAGGACUGGACUUGAAGGAUGUUUCUUCAUAUAGCGCAUAUUGGGAGCAAACAAGAACUCUGUAUGCACCUUUUGAAUGCACAACUACGAUGAAGUCUGGAAAUGCUGAUGUAUACUUGAACGAAAUACCUGGAGGACAAUAUACUAAUCUUCAAUUCCAAGCUUACUCUCUUGGACUUGGUGACUUCUUUGAAGACGUGAAGAAAGCAUACAGGGAAGCUAAUUUAUUAUUAGGAGAUAUUAUUAAAGUAACUCCAUCUUCAAAAGUUGUUGGUGAUUUUGCUCAAUUUAUGGUACAAAAUAAACUAACUGCUGAAGAUGUAUUAGCUAAAGCCGAAGAAUUAAGUUUCCCUAAAUCAGUCAUCGAAUUCCUACAAGGUGGCAUUGGGGAACCAUAUCAAGGUUUUCCUGAACCACUGAGAUCAAAGGUGUUGAAAGAUAUGCCUAGAAUCGUCGGCCGUCCUGGCUGCACUUUACCACCCUUAGAUUUUGAUAAAGUUAAAAACGACCUAAAAGAAAAGUUCCCAGAUGUUAGCGACCACGAUGUUAUGAGCUCUGCUCUGUACCCUGCUGUCACUGAUGAAUAUCUGACAUUUAAGGAAGAAUUCGGGCCUGUUGAUAAACUGGAUACUAGAAUAUUCUUAACGGGACCUAAAGUCGGUGAAAACUUUGAAGUAACUAUUGAAAAAGGAAAAACAUUAGCAUUCAAAACGCUUGCUAUUUCAGAAGAACUAACAGAUAAUGGAGAAAUUGAAGUAUUCUUUGAAAUGAAUGGUCAACUACGAUCUGUGUUUAUUAGAGAUAAAGAAGCAUCUAAGGAAAUGCAUAUUCAUCCUAAGGCAUCCAAGUCUAACAAAGGAGAAGUUGGUGCCCCUAUGCCUGGCUCAGUUAUGGAUGUCCGAGUUAAAGUUGGAGACAAAGUUGAGAAAGGUGCUCCAUUAGUAGUUUUAUCAGCUAUGAAAAUGGAAAUGGUUGUGCAAUCACCUAUUGCUGGCACAGUUAAGCAAGUUGAUAUAAACGUUGGAAUGAAACUGGAAGGAGAUGACUUGUUGUUGAUUAUUGAACCAUAAGAUGUUUGAACCCCUCCCCUCUAUAAAUACCCAAAAAUAAUUUUAAGGUUCAUCCACUAGUCAAAGUUUGUGUUUAAAUCAAAACAAAUUUCGCGGGGACAUAGCCAAUUAUUGAACAAACCAACUAUAUUAUACUAUAUAUAUGUGUGUAAUAUGUGUAUGUUUAUUGUUAUUUCAUUAUAAUUUGCUACAACAUUAUGUUUACUGUUUAAUGAUAAAACAAUUAUUUUAAUUAUAAAUUUAUCUUUAUUUUAAGAUUUGUUAAAUUAUAUUUUUUCAUAAAUUAAUAAUUGUUUGUAUAUUAUAAACUAUAGAUUUUACUAAAUAGGAUUUAAAGGUGUUAGGACAGAUUAUAUGAGAUAAUAAUAAAACAUUAUAUUUUGUAGUAAUAAUCUGCAUGUAGAGGCUAGUAUAAGGACUGAAAAUGUCUGAUAUUUAUUAUCCGAUAAACUUGUAAAUUUUUUUUUAAAGUAAUUAACAGUGAAAUUGUUGAAAAAAUUAACAUCUUCUUGUUCUAUUAAAAUGUAAGCUGUUUGUAAUUAUAAAACCAAAUAACACAAAUAUUUAAAGUUAUCUUUUAUGUAUUAGUUUAAAUAUUUUGUUAUUUUGUUAUGAAGUCUUUAAGAUAAUAAAAUUUAGUAACUUAGUAUAGUUAAUAUUUGAGGCGUUGCGUGGAAAAGUCAGCAAUCUCCACUUUCUUUGAAAUAAAUGUUUUUAACAUUUUCUUAUUAUAUUUUUCACUCUGCAUCGACUGGUAAUCGACUGCAUCGACUAUUAAAUAAAAUUGUGUUAAGAGUGUAUUUAACAAUAGUUGGUGAAACCGAGCAAAAUCAGCCAACGUACCACCCUUGUGUUAGCUAGGCGAAAUCAGGACGAUUUGGACUUUGAAAAUCCAGAUUGAAAUUGAAUGACAUAUCACAUAAAUCAAAUAAUGAUCCAAGCAAUUAUUUUCAAUUACCGACACUGAUUUUUAUCACAUAUUUCCCAAAGAGAUAAAACGUUUCAAUAAUAGGUAAUUGCGGCAAAAAGAGUGCAGAAGAAAAUCAGAUUUUUAAAUUUACUAAAAAUCACUGCCCCUGGAGAUUGUCGACUUUGCCAUGCAACACCUCAUUUAUUCAUUUUAUUUUAUAUGAGAGCAAAAUAUGGAAUUGGAAUUAUGAUUUUUGAAAAAAUAUGUUUAGUAUAUAGUAUAUAUAUAUUAUUAAAUUGAACUGUUUUAAGACAUGAUA
Molecule: messenger RNA, 5251 nt
Organism: Adelges cooleyi (spruce gall adelgid)
Lineage: Eukaryota; Metazoa; Arthropoda; Insecta; Hemiptera; Adelgidae
Gene: PCB
Product: pyruvate carboxylase, mitochondrial
Exons: 19
Coding region: 426-4022 (1198 amino acids)
Biological process (GO): pyruvate metabolic process; gluconeogenesis
Cellular component (GO): cytoplasm
Molecular function (GO): metal ion binding; ATP binding; pyruvate carboxylase activity
Source: RefSeq, a predicted model, not a curated record